AUGCUGCUUAUUCAGACAUCCAUCGGCACCGGUUACGAUCUUUCCAACUCGGUGUUCUCGCCGGACGGUCGGAACUUCCAGGUUGAAUAUGCUGUUAAGGCUGUCGAGAACGGCGGGACAUCCGUCGGCAUCAGGUGCAAGGAUGGUGUUGUUCUGGCCGUCGAGAAAAUUAUCACCAGCAAGCUUCUGAAGCCUGGUGCGAAUAAACGAAUAUCUACUGUCGAUCGCCAUGUUGGUAUUGUGUCUUCCGGGUUAGCCCCCGAUGGCCGUCAUUUUGUUUCCCGUGCUCGCGAUGAAGCGUCGUCAUGGCGAGGAAUAUACAAGGGUCCUAUUCCGGUUUCGGCUCUAGCUAACCGUCUUGGUGGCUACGUGCAAGCCUACACAUUGUACUCAAGUGUACGGCCAUUCGGAGUGACAUCAAUUAUGGGGGGCUGGGACUCUGAAGCUGAGCUCGCUGUGGAUGGCCAAGGAUAUUAUGGAGCUGCGACGGGUAAGGGGAGGCAGGCGGCCAAAGCCGAACUCGAAAAGCUAGACCUGGCAUCGGAGAAACUCAGUCUGCAUGACGCUGUGAAAGAAGCGGCUAGGAUUAUCUACGUCGCCCAUGAAGACAACAAGGACAAGGAAUUUGAGCUCGAGAUGAGCUGGAUUAGCUCACUAGACGGUCCUACACAAGGCAGACAUGAAGAGGUGCCCAAAGAAUUACUGGAAGAGGCAGAACGAGCCGCUAAGCGAGCACUUGAAGGGGACGACGAGGAAGAAGACGAGGGAGCGAAAGGAACCGGUAAUGUCGGCGAGCGAAUGGAAGAGUGA
Messenger RNA from Aspergillus mulundensis, 810 nucleotides. RefSeq names its product proteasome core particle subunit alpha 7. Bases 1 to 810 code for a protein of 269 amino acids. Gene Ontology annotation, cellular component: nucleus; proteasome core complex, alpha-subunit complex; proteasome core complex. Lineage: Eukaryota; Fungi; Ascomycota; Eurotiomycetes; Eurotiales; Aspergillaceae. Gene Ontology annotation, biological process: ubiquitin-dependent protein catabolic process. The record is from RefSeq and is a predicted model, not a curated record. The transcript has 4 exons.